Molecule: messenger RNA, 545 nt
Organism: Perca fluviatilis (European perch)
Lineage: Eukaryota; Metazoa; Chordata; Actinopteri; Perciformes; Percidae
Product: probable dolichyl pyrophosphate Glc1Man9GlcNAc2 alpha-1,3-glucosyltransferase
Exons: 4
Coding region: 13-495 (160 amino acids)
Biological process (GO): protein N-linked glycosylation
Cellular component (GO): endoplasmic reticulum membrane
Molecular function (GO): dolichyl pyrophosphate Glc1Man9GlcNAc2 alpha-1,3-glucosyltransferase activity
Source: RefSeq, a predicted model, not a curated record
AGCGUCACCGUCAUGGCCGCGGUUGACAGUUGGAGCUGGUUCCCAGCGUUAGCAUUGGGAGUUUCUUUCCUGAAAUGUCUCUUUAUCACCGCCUAUCAUUCCACAGACUUCGAGGUGCACAGGAACUGGCUGGCCAUCACACACAGUCUGCCCGUGUCCCGGUGGUACCAUGAGAACUCGUCUGAGUGGACCCUGGACUACCCCCCCCUGUUCGCCUGGUUCGAGCUGGGACUGUCCCACGCUGCUCGCCACUUUGACCCCGACAUGCUGCUGGUGGAGAACCUGAACUACAGCAGCCCCCCCACGGUCCUCUUCCAGAGGCUGUCGGUCAUCUGCACCGAUCUGAUGCUCAUCUACGCUGCCAGAGAGUGCUGCCGGUGCGUUCAGGAGCAGAAAGGCUGUCGGGACGUUCUGAACCGCCCGUCCUUCGUCCUGGCUGCUCUGCUGCUCUGGAACUUCGGCCUCCUCAUCGUCGACCGUAUCCUUCAGCGGUGAAACACCAUACUUUAACGUUUAAUACACACACACAGAGAUACACACACACA